UUGUGUCGUGCAGACCCAGUCACAGAUUCAUUCAUCGAUUGCAGGGAAAGAAAGAGUAAGGCAGCACAUACCGCGCAACCAGAGGCAUCCAAAGCAUCCACUCAAGGAUGGAGCGACUGCUGACCAUGUUCGAGGAGGCGGAUCCCUUCGCCACGUGGUGGCCCACGAUAGCGGCCCUCACGGUGGGCAUUGUGAUUACGGUGCGGACCUUAAUGAGCGGCCAGCGCUGUCCGAACGAUAAUCAAAUCAAGGAGCAAAUCGUGGUGGUCACCGGCGGCAACGGCGGCAUUGGCUUCGAAAUAGCCCAGGCCCUGGCUGGCCGAGGUGGCCGUGUAAUCCUCGCCUGCCGCAAUCUCGAGGCCGGGAAGCGGGCGGCGGCCAUAAUCAAACGUGAGCUGGGCUGCCGCACACCACUGAAUUCCUUGGACGAGGAUGACAAUCCGGCGGACAGAUACUUCGUGGAGGCACGCUACUUGGACCUCUGUUCGCUGCGCAGCGUCCAUCACUUUGCCGGCCAGCUGAUGGCGGAAUUCGAGCGGAUCGAUGUGCUGGUGAACAAUGCCGGCGUGGUAUUCGCCAACACCCAGGUGCCCACUGAGGAUGGCUUUGAGCGGCACAGCCAGGUGAACUAUCUGGCCCCCUUCCUGUUGACCCACCUGCUCCUGCCACACCUGCAACGCUCGGAGCAGGGCCGCAUCCUCUUCGUUUCCGCCCAUGCCCACCAGGGCGCCAAAAUCGAUUUCGACGAUCCCCUGAAUGUGGGCACCUGGUCGGUGAAGUUCCACGCCCGCGAAGCAUUCGCCCACUCCAAGCUCUGCGUGCUGCUCGCCACCCGUUGGAUGGCCAGGGAACUGAAAGGUACCUCGGUCACGGUCAACUGCUGUACGCCAGGACUCGUCCGUGGAACCCGCCAUUUUCGCAACUCGCCGCUGAUGUCGUCCCUCUGCGUGAAGGCGGUCACCUACCCGUGGAUGUGGCUGUUCAUGAAGAACGCCUACGAGGGCGCCCAGUGCGCCAUCCGCUUGGCCACCGAUCCCCAGCUGAAGGAAGUCACCGGCGAGUACUUCAAUGAUUGCGAAAUUGCGGAAAGUUCGGUGACGGGCCAAGACAAGGAGUUGGCCAAGAAGCUAUAUAUGCAAACCAUAAAAACCCUCGAAAGCGUUACCAAGCUAACCGUCGACAGGGAGGAAUACGGCUUGGAUUUGCAGCUGGAGAUGGAGUCUGAGCUGAGGCUGGAGGCCCCGGCGGAAGCGGAACCGGAAACGGAAACGAACCAGGCAGCGGAUGAAAAGAAGUGGCAGGGGAAUGGAGAGACGGAGCAGCCGUAGUCAUUGGAGUGAUUUAUGCCUGGCACGCGGCCCGAGUUCCUUGGAGACUGCCAACUGCAACGUCUAUUUGCAUUCGGUUUAACAAUUGCCGCAUUAGGCAGCCUGCCUUCACC
Messenger RNA from Drosophila mauritiana, 1441 nucleotides. RefSeq names its product retinol dehydrogenase 13. The record is from RefSeq and is a predicted model, not a curated record. The coding region runs from base 108 to 1328 and encodes 406 amino acids. NCBI's taxonomy places the organism in Eukaryota, Metazoa, Arthropoda, Insecta, Diptera, Drosophilidae. The transcript is spliced from 5 exons.